Molecule: messenger RNA, 723 nt
Organism: Didymosphaeria variabile
Lineage: Eukaryota; Fungi; Ascomycota; Dothideomycetes; Pleosporales; Didymosphaeriaceae
Exons: 3
Coding region: 1-723 (240 amino acids)
Cellular component (GO): intracellular anatomical structure
Molecular function (GO): oxidoreductase activity, acting on NAD(P)H, oxygen as acceptor
Source: RefSeq, a predicted model, not a curated record
AUGCAGCCUCCGUACCCGUCGCCAAUCCCUACCUGGCACAAUGAUACGUACCCAGCCAUAAGCCCCACCAACCCAAACCUCACUCAAGAAGGGAAAACCAUAAUAGUCACCGGAGCGGGCAGCGGCGUCGGACGAGCCACAGCCCUAGCCUUCGCCCAAGCAGGCGCAAAGCACGUCGUGCUAGUCGGCCGAACAUCCGCAACCCUAGAAGAAACCGCAGCAGCCAUAGGGGAAAGCAGUGAAAAGACCAAAACAAGCAUCUUCGCCGCCUCAGUCGCCGACGAAUCCGCUGUCCAGAACAUCGCACGGGAGGUCGGCGCCUGGGAUGUCCUCAUCCUCAAUGCUGCGCAUCUCUCGCCGCCAAACACCGUCCUCAACAUCCCAUUGAGUGACUUCUGGACAAGUUAUGAAACGAACGUGAAAUCCGUCUAUAUCUUCGCGCAAGCCUUCCUUCCACUCGCUAACGCCAACGCCACAUUCCUCAGUGUGAACGCUGCAGGCGCCGUUCUCCCUGCGGAGAUAGGCGCUGGUCUGACCGGCUACAUGAGCAGUAAGAUCGCGCAGGCGAAGCUGAUGGAGUACAUAGCGCACGAGCAUCCGGAACUGUUUGUCGCAAGCGUGCAUCCUGGCGUUAUUGAUACGAAGCUGCUAAGAGAGGCGGAGAUGCAGGCGAGUAAGCUGUCGCAGGACACCGGUAAUUUCUUCCUUCUCGUGCAUGCAUAG